CCAUUAGUGUGUACUUGAAAUUGACGUUUCUGUAAAAAACUGACUAGUCAAAAUUUGUUUUUGUUACCGGUUUGUUGAAAAUCUUGUGUAACAGUUCAUAAUAAUGUCGGGUAAUGAUGAGAAAAUCGAGCAUUUUCGAUCAAUCACUGGUGUAAAUGAAGAACGCGCCAGGUUUUACCUGGAAGCAGCGUCCUGGACUUUGGAGAUGGCUUUAGCAAGUUUCUAUGAUGCAGAUGCUGACAGUCAAUCAGAUGUGGAGGUUAUUGACCAACCAUCAGACACUGAGCCAACAACACCACUUGCCAAGCCCAAGCCAGAGAAGAAAAAGGUAAACUCGAAAUUUGCAACAAUCCACACACUCAAUAAUUCCAGUGAUGAGGAGGAGGAUGGUCAGGCAUUCUAUGCUGGAGGAUCAGAGCACAGUGGGCAGCAGGUGCUGGGGCCUAAGAAGAAAGACAUAGUGGCUGACAUGUUUAAGUCUGUGAAAGAACAUGGAGUUGAAGUAUUGGAUAACCAAGCAAGUGGUUCUUCAGCUUUCAGGGGCACUGGUUACAAAUUAGGACAGACUAGUGAUGACACAGAAACAGUCCCAGGUGCACCAGUUCCUUCAAAGCCUGUACAGGUCACUUUGAAGUUAUGGAAAGAAGGAUUCAGCAUUGAUGAUGGUGCAUUGAGGAUGUACACUGAUCCCGCGAAUCAGGAAUUUCUGACUAGCGUCAGAAGGGGAGAAAUACCAACGGAACUCAGAAGGGAUGUUAGCGAGGUGCACGUGAGCAUGGAAGAUCAUCGCAUGGAGACGUUUGCGAAGAAAUCAGAAAGGUUUUCGAGGAAGGCAUUCUCAGGACAGGGACAUACUUUGGGUAGCCCAACUCCGCCGACAAUUGGAGCUCCUCUGGACGAGGAUCGCAACGUCAACGAAUCUCAUGCUAGAGAGAACCUUCAUGUGGAUUCCAAUCAGCCAACAACAAAUUUACAGAUUCGUUUGGCCGAUGGGACUAGAUUGGUGGGACAAUUCAACCAUCAGCACACCAUUGAGCAAAUCAGAUCGUUCAUUGUGACAGCAAGGCCCCAAUACGAGAUGCGUUCGUUCGCGCUGCUCACCUCUUUUCCACCCAAGGAGCUGCAGGACAAGCAGACAAUUGUCGAUGCAGGAAUUUUGAAUUCCGCCAUCAUACAAAAAUUAACUUAAUUAUGUUAUUUAUUUGAUAUACUUUUAAGGAUCUAUAAGGGCUAACAUUUCCCCUCUAAUUUCAUUUUCUAAUG
Molecule: messenger RNA, 1263 nt
Organism: Nicrophorus vespilloides
Lineage: Eukaryota; Metazoa; Arthropoda; Insecta; Coleoptera; Silphidae
Product: NSFL1 cofactor p47
Exons: 5
Coding region: 104-1189 (361 amino acids)
Biological process (GO): membrane fusion; proteasome-mediated ubiquitin-dependent protein catabolic process; Golgi organization
Cellular component (GO): cytosol; nucleus
Molecular function (GO): ubiquitin binding
Source: RefSeq, a predicted model, not a curated record